UGUCCCGGGAUGACCUGUUGAUGUCCGGGAAAGAUGGAGCGGGGAUCACCCUCUGAAAUUCUUCCUGCAACAUCCCAAAAUGAGUCGAAAACACUAACGAUUGAUUAAUCACGCUGAGAAUUCAUUGAUGCAUUGUUUCGGGAGUCUAAUUAAAUAAUUAAAUCGCCUUUAGAGCUCUCUAGAUCACGCUAUGGGCGAACCCAAUUUUUGUAACAGUGUGCAUCCCGUCUCCGUAGCAAGCUAGGCCCGACGAGGUAACUCAAGCUACAGUCAUCACACUGCACUGGCACAGAGGGGACGAGAACGCGGUGGACGUAAACUCUUUAAUAUUUCAUUUGUUCGACUAUUUUUAUGACAGAAUUCGUGCCCGUGGCUUUGUUGAUAAAGAGGAGGCGCCGCAUCGACAUUGCCAAAGACCCGUGAUAAACGUUUUUUUUAAGAGAUACUUUUACGUUUUCCGUGGCCCCCCUCCCGGCCCGUGCCAUUCGAGCACUCCAAAAUCCUACCGGGCAACGACGGUGGCAUAGACUGGGCACCGAUAUCUCUUGCUGCCCACUCCGGUUCGCCGCUCUGUCGCUGGCGCGGUUCUCCACCCAGGUGGGACCGGCGAGACAUUGCUGUGAUACACUUUCAUACCCAGUGGUGCGGGGCAGAGCGUUAUGGCUCAGACUCUACAGAUGGCGAUCCCCAACUUUGGCAACAAUGUCCUGGAGUGUCUGAACGAGCAGAGGCUGCAAGGGCUGUACUGUGACGUGUCUGUGGUGGUGAAGGGCCAUGCCUUCAAGGCCCACCGUGCGGUCCUGGCAGCCAGCAGCUCCUACUUCCGGGACCUGUUCAACGCAGGGGGCAAGAGCCAGGUGGUGGAGCUGCCCCCGGCCGUGCAGCCCCAGAGCUUCCAGCAGAUCCUGGCCUUCUGCUACACCGGCCGCCUCAGCAUGAACGUGGGGGACCAGUUCCUGCUCAUGUACACGGCCGGGUUCCUGCAGAUCCAGCAGAUCAUGGAGAAGGGGACCGAGUUCUUCCUCAAGGUGUCCUCCCCUAGCUGUGACUCCCAGGGGCUCCACACAGAGGAGACCCCGCCCUCCGAGCCCCAGAGCCCCGUCACUCAGACGGCGGGCGGGGGAGGGGCCGGGGUGGUUGCCACGGCGUCCGGGAGGCCCGCCUCCUGCCUGACGCCCCUCCCCCUGGUGUCGAGGGUGAAGACGGAGCAGAGCUCCAGCACGCCACAGCCCACUCCCACGCAGCCGGAAGCCUCCUCCUACUCGGUGGUGUGCACCCCGGUUGCUAAGCGCCUGUGGGAGGGUGGUAACCGUGACGGCGGGGGAGGCUCGGGCGGGGGAGGCGGGGGCGGGAUGCGGAAGGCCGCACGCUACUCCUCCUCCUCCUCCGCCUCCUCCCAGGACGCGUCGGGGCGGGGCGUGGUCGGCAACAUCGCCACGGUGAUGGGGAACGGCGGCGGGACGAACGGUAACCACAACAACAACAACAACGGCGCCGCCGCCGGCAACCACGUGGGGACGCCGGAGGGCACAAGCCCGGGGACCCUCAGCAUGUACACCAGCGACUCCCCCCUCAGUUACCACGACGACGAGGAGGAGGAGGAGGUGACGGACGACAGCACAGAGGAGCAGUACAGGCAGAUCUGCAACAUGUACACCAUGUACAGCAUGCUGAACGUAGGAGCCACAGUAGCGGGCGAGCGCGUGGAGGCCCUGCCCGACCACGUCACCUCGGAGACACGGGGGGGGCGUGGGGGCCGGGGGUCGCGCCAGGGCGACCUGGCGUCGCUGCCGGCGGAGCUGAUCAGCCAGAUCGGUAACCGGUGCCACCCUCGGCUGUACGAGGAGGGCGACCCGGCGGAGAAGCUGGAGCUGGUGACGGGCACGUGCGUGUUCAUCUCCCGCGCCCAGCUCAUGAACUGCCACGUCAGCGCCGGCACGCGCCACAAGGUGCUGCUGCGGCGCCUGCUGGCCGCCUUCUUCGACAGGAGCACGCUGGCUAACAGCUGUGGAACCGGCAUCCGCUCCUCCACCAACGACCCCAGCCGCAAGCCUCUGGACAGCCGUGUCCUCCACGCCGUCAAGUUCUACUGCCAGAACUUCGCCCCCAGCUUCAAGGAGAGCGAGAUGAACGCCAUCGCGGCCGACAUGUGCACCAACGCCCGGCGCGUGGUCCGUAAGAGCUGGAUCCCCAAGCUGAAGCUGCUGAUGGCCGAGGGCGACGCCUACUCCGCCUUCCUGGCCGACAACGUCAAGAUGGAGGCGGACGCCCUGGGGGCGGAGCACGGCUUCGACCCCGCCUCCUUGGAGGCGGCGACGGCGGCCAAUGGCGACGCAGGGACCUCGGCCCCGGAUGGUCUGCAAGGGGGCGGAGUCGCGGACGGGAGCACUUUGUUCUGAAGCGAGGUGGUGGGGCCUGGAGAAAGGAGGUGGACACGCCCCCCCUCGGGUGUGAGCCCUGGUUCCUGAUUGGCCGCUCCGGCAAGUUGUCGUCUGUGAGCUUGGAUGACACGUUUCCUUUUCCCGUUUUUCUUCUUCUGUUUUUUUUCUCCAGUUUUUUUAUUUUUUAUUUUGAUGCGUUCUUUUGUCUGCCUUUCUUUAUGUGUCUGUCUGUGUUCCUCCUGCUUCCUACAUCGUCCCUCCAUCCGUCUCUGUCCCCGUCCCGGAGCCCUGCGCUGACAGACAGUCUGGCAGGGAGAGAGAUUGAGGGAUAGAAAGAGAGGAGGAGGAAGGAAAGAAAGAGUCGUUAUUUGAUCCUGAAGACGUGAUAUUGUUUUUACACGUAGUCGUAGAUGAUCCCACACACACACACACACUGUCCUCUAGGAACAUCCUCUGUUCAUUGAUACCCCCCCCCCCCCCCUCCCCCGCCACAUUUUAAUAUAGCUGAAACACUUUCCCCAUGAGGGCUGGGGGGGGCCACCUUUUUAAGUGAGGGUGAGGGGGGUCAGUAUGUGGGGAUGGGGAGCUGGAGUCAACCUGCUCGGAGUGUGUGUGUGUGUGUGUGUGUCUAGCCUGCUUGUCCACAGUCCCAGGAGGUCCUCGUGUUGACCAGGUACACGGCACGUCACCGUCAAGUAUGCUUCAGAGGGUAGGGGGAGGGGAGACUGCUUUAUUCUGCAUAUAGGUACGAGUUUAUAACCUCCCCUCCCCCCCCCCACCUCCAACACACUUCUAAACAUGAGUGCUUUUCAUGUUUCUUUCCUUUGUUUUCCUCUACUCAAAUUAGCCAUUUCUUCUUAGUUCCCUGCCCCCCCCCCCCCACUCAGCGGGACUCCGAGGUGGAGGGCUCGGUGUGUCGUGAC
Osmerus eperlanus (European smelt) is the source of this 3304-nucleotide messenger RNA. Its product is annotated as nucleus accumbens-associated protein 1-like. Lineage: Eukaryota; Metazoa; Chordata; Actinopteri; Osmeriformes; Osmeridae. The record is from RefSeq and is a predicted model, not a curated record. The transcript has 8 exons. Gene Ontology annotation, biological process: regulation of transcription by RNA polymerase II. Gene Ontology annotation, molecular function: RNA polymerase II cis-regulatory region sequence-specific DNA binding; DNA-binding transcription factor activity, RNA polymerase II-specific; protein binding. The coding region runs from base 660 to 2399 and encodes 579 amino acids.